CCUACGCCUUCCUCAAUUCACCCAAACACUCUGCUCCAUAGCGGAAGGUCACAAGAGCCUCCUGCGCUCCAACUCGGAUCCCCCAAUUUCCUGAAUCUCCCUUUCACAAGAACAAGAUGGCCGGCCGUGGCAAGGGCAAGACCUCUGGCAAGAAGGCCGUGAGCCGCAGCGCCAAGGCGGGCCUGCAAUUCCCCGUCGGCCGCAUUGCUCGCUACCUGAAGAAGGGCAAGUACGCCGAGCGUAUCGGUGCCGGCGCGCCCGUGUACCUGGCUGCUGUGCUCGAGUACCUGACCGCUGAGGUGCUGGAGCUGGCCGGCAACGCCGCGCGCGACAACAAGAAGAACCGCAUCGUGCCCCGCCACAUUCAGCUGGCCAUCCGCAACGACGAGGAGCUGGGCAAGUUGCUGGGCGAGGUGACCAUCGCCUCGGGCGGUGUGCUGCCCAACAUCCACGCCGUGCUGCUGCCCAAGAAGACCAAGGGCGGCAAGGCCGAGGACGGCUCCGCGGCCGUGUAAACGGGCUGCGUGACGUGUGGCGUGGCUUCCCCCGCAGCUACCUCCAUCUUCUUCAAAUCCCCGGUGUUUAUCAACACCACCAAGUCAAAAGGUGCAACCAGAUGAGAGGGGAUCGGGCGUUGACUGUAGAAGAAGGGGGCGAACAGGGGUCCACGGGUAACGGCCAGCGGGGGCCAGCGGUGGGGCGCAGCAUGUGUCUGGCGGACUGGGCAGGGCCCGGCAAGCUGUCAGAGCUCCCGGCCGCAUUGUUUUAUUGUACAACUGAACACAUUUUGGCGGUGGUUUGUGCGGGGAAAGUCGGGUCCGCCGGCCUGUACGGCAUAUGCGGGGUGCCGCACACGGGUAGUGCCAACCUGCUUCUCGGGCGCCCGCAGGCGGUGGGCGGCGUCGUUGUUGGGACCUUGCGCUCGGUCUUGUGGACUUGGCUUGUAACGGAAUUCCGAA
Molecule: messenger RNA, 959 nt
Organism: Chlamydomonas reinhardtii
Lineage: Eukaryota; Viridiplantae; Chlorophyta; Chlorophyceae; Chlamydomonadales; Chlamydomonadaceae
Exons: 1
Coding region: 117-515 (132 amino acids)
Cellular component (GO): nucleosome
Molecular function (GO): structural constituent of chromatin; protein heterodimerization activity; DNA binding
Source: RefSeq, a predicted model, not a curated record